Messenger RNA from Diaporthe citri, 2727 nucleotides. RefSeq lists its product as uncharacterized. Bases 1 to 2727 code for a protein of 908 amino acids. The record is from RefSeq and is a predicted model, not a curated record. Gene Ontology annotation, molecular function: NAD+ binding. NCBI's taxonomy places the organism in Eukaryota, Fungi, Ascomycota, Sordariomycetes, Diaporthales, Diaporthaceae. The transcript is spliced from 5 exons.
AUGCCCACGAUCCACGUCCAGGCUGGAUCAGCAGCCCACCUCCAGGAAAUUGCCGACUCGCUGUGGAAGGCAAAGAAAGUUGUGGUCGUAACAGGGGCCGGUAUCAGCACCAAUUCCGGAAUUCCUGAUUUUCGCUCAGAAAAUGGCUUGUAUUCCAUGAUUCAAAGCCAAUUCGAUGCUGCUGCCAGAUUAGAUGGAUCCAAGAACCGCGCAAAUGGGGUUUCAUCAGACGACAGUGGUGACGAGCUGCGUCCCAAGAAGCGCAGAAAGACAUCAUUAGUCGGUGAUACCAUCGAGGUCGGUGUUCCAAACUUGGACAGGGAACCGACAGUUGAAGGCGACAGCAUCAAGGUCUUGAGUCCAGACGACAGUCAGAUCUCAGACGCGAGCGAAGGCGGAAAUCCUGGGGACCCAGCACACAAAGAUGAUGCGAGGCCAAGCGAAGGGACCGAUCCCGAACAUGAGCGGAGAGACCCAGGAGAGGAAGAGGUUGACCUGCUCACCGAGAAAUCAGUGCUGGCAAGGGAAUCUACCCCCCUCGAACGGGAUGCACAAGAGAACUCUCAGCACGAGUCCAACGGUCGAGGCCUAUGCAGCAAAGAUGCGGACAAUAACAGGGAAGAUAAGAAGCCGGUUGCUGAGACCUUGCCAACCGACGGGCGCCACGAAGAGGAGGAGAAGGACGGCGCAAACGACACGGCGCAGCCCAUUGCCACAGACGGAGCAAAAGAUCAAUGCCGACAAGGAGGCACCCAGACGGCUCCCUCCUCGCCCGAACCAGACCGAGGGGUAGAACAAGAAAAGGGCAAACGUGCGCUUGGCGUUGGAAAGCUGCGACCGGACAUUGUCCUUUAUGGCGAAGAACAUCCCGAGUCGCAGCGGAUAUCUGAUAUCAUUCAGCAUGACCUGUCCCUUGCGCCAGAUUUGCUGAUUAUCAUGGGCACUAGUCUCAAAGUUCAUGGCCUCAAGACCGUCGUCAAGGAGUUUGCAAAAGCAAUACAUAACAAGAAGGACGGCAAAGUUAUUUUCGUAAACUACACGAAGCCUGCUGACAGCGUUUGGGCGGACACAAUUGAUUUCUGGGUAGAAAUGGACUGUGACGCUUGGGUACACGACCUGAAAGAAAAGAAGCCUAUCAUUUGGUCGCCACCCGGUACCAUUGACGAGGAAUCUCGAAGCACAAAGAGAAGACGCCGAACCAACGUCGACUCAGAAAAGGCAGUGGCCAAGAGAGAUAGUCAGGGCGAAGGUGCUGACGAAACACCUGUGAGCGAACUCAAGACCAUGGCAAAAAAGGCCGAGAAGAAAUGUUCACAGGCGGCAACGAAACCCUGUCCUGUUCCCAAGCCUGCACCCAAGCGGCCAGUUUCUGAGCGAGAGCACAAGGAUAACGGGGCGUAUUGGACAACCAGAAUUAUGGCAAAUCUGGCCUUGAUCAGUGGUCGUGAGGUGAAGAAGUACUCAACGCUGUCGACGACACCUGCAUCAGCGAGGAAACCUCUGGGGGCUGGGCAAGCUGUUUCGAAACCUGCAGAACCGGUCGCGCCGAAACAAGCACUGAGGAAGGGCCGAGGCCCACGCCUUAAGAAUGCGAGGACCAGGAAGCCGGUUCCAGCAGUCGCCACGUCUGAGGGUGAUGCUGUUGGUUCAAAUGCUGUCCAGGAUCUAGCCAGUCGUCAAACCGGCCACGCAGAGGAUCAGAAGCCCGGCGCUGGUUCAUUAUGUGCAGAACGCCCCGAUCACCAGAAACGGGUCACAUCUAGUGGCGAGCCUCCUGCUUCUGUUGUCACGAUGGAGCCAAAGGCGGACCCAGAUGUGAAAGUUGCAGACAAAGUGUCUUCUCAAGGCUCAGGAGAUGACACGAGUCCUACAGCACAAGUCGGCCAAGAGGCCUCAGUGGUGGACUCGCGUGGCAGUCCUGAUAGCAUGGUUGAAAGCAACUCUAUCCUUGCGGCGGUCAAGUCACAUCACAGGAUCAGAAAGCCCAAAGCCAUUUUCGAGCCGAAGCCCAUGUCUUUCUCAAAAUCAGGGCGCGGCACGCCAGCCUCGUCAGCGGGCAACGCGAAAUCCAGGGCGAAGCCAGCGUCACAGGCGAGGAAAGGCAGAGGCUCGGGCAAGGUCGUCAAGACUGAACCUGCUACGGCCACUCGGGUAGAGAAGAGUGCUAUCCUCCCGCCCCCGAUACCUGUUCGUCGUCCGGUCUCGCAGUCCAACACGGGCAAGCCUACCGAAUCAAGGCGACACGGUACUCCUGAUGAAGCCUAUAGACUGGCACCUCUCCACCCAGAGAAUCUCGAGAGCUACAAGUAUCAAGGCCAACACAGUGAUCGACCAUACCCUCUGGCCAAGCCACUCGAACCAAUUUCAAAGAAUUUCGAAGGCCCUUGCCGAGGUCUUGACUUUGUCGGUAUGACCCCGGCAGCGCAGCCAGAUGGCCAGGCGGCAAUGACGGGUACACCCUCGGCCCCUCCGCCACCGUCCCAGCUAGCCACCCAGCUGGCUAUGAUAACGGCGCCUCCGUCAUACAGCUCGUCCGCGUUUGCCAGCGCGCCGGUUAUGUUGCCCCAAAACCCAAGGACUGUGGACUCCCAGCUGCCGCCCCACGCUCAAUCAGUCCACGACAGCCCGAGCCGGCAGCUCCACCAGGAAGAGGCCCUCGAGGCCGCCGCGGCUCUGAGCCAAUUGAGAAGCCCGCCCAUCUUCGACGAGAGGCGCUUCAGGAUCUGA